ACGGCCGCCGCGCAAGAUCAAACGACCGCAUCACAACAAUGGCCGCCCUGAUGGAGGCCCCGCUGGACACGACGCAGAUGGACGACGAGGAGCAGCUCGAGGAGAUGGAGGAGGAGGAGGCCGGCGCCGCCUUCUUCCACGUCACGGAGCUCGAGAACCACGGCAUCAGCCGCCAGGACACGCAGAAGCUCGCGGCCGGCGGCUUCUGCACGGUCCAGUCCGUCGCGUACGCGACGAUCAAGAAGCUCUGCGAGGUCAAGGGCAUCUCCGACACCAAGGCCCAGAAGCUGCGCGAGAUCUCCUACAAGCUCGUGCCGUCGACGUUCGUCACCGCGGCCGAGGAGCUGCAGCAGCGCCAGCAGAUGAUCAUGCUCUCGACGGGCUCCAAGGAGCUCGACAAGCUCCUCGAGGGCGGCAUCGAGACGGGCUCGCUCACGGAGCUCUACGGCGAGUUCCGCACGGGCAAGACGCAGCUCUGCCACACGCUCUGCGUGACGGCGCAGCUGCCGCUGGACCAGGGCGGCGGCGAGGGCAAGGCCAUGUACAUCGACACGGAGGGCACGUUCCGGCCCCAGCGGCUCCAGGCCAUCGCGGAGCGCUACGGCGUGAGCCCCGAGAUGGUGCUCGAGAACGUCGUCUACGCGCGCGCGCACAACAGCGAGCAGCAGUGCGAGCUGCUCAAGCAGGCCUGCGCGCUCAUGUCCGAGGACCGCUUCUCGCUCCUCAUCGUCGACUCGGCGACGGCCCUCUACCGCACGGACUACAUGGGCCGCGGCGAGCUCAGCGAGCGCCAGAUGCAGCUCGCGCAGUUCCUGCGCCAGCUCACGCGCAUGUCCGCCGAGUUCGGCAUCGCCGUCGUCCUCACGAACCAGGUCGUCGCCAACCCCGACGGCAUGUCCUUCGCCAAGGACGCGACGAAGCCCAUCGGCGGCAACAUCAUCGCGCACGCGAGCCACACGCGGCUCCAGCUCAAGAAGGCGCGCGGCGAGAACCGCGUCUGCAAGGUCAUCGACUCGCCCUCCAUCGCCGAGUCCGAGGCGUCCUUCUCCGUCGGCGGCGCGGGCAUCGCCGACGCCGUCGAGUGAAGCGGCCAAGAAGUCCACCAAGCGCGCCCAUACGACGAGUCCCCCCCUAAGACCCACGACACCCGACA
This is a messenger RNA of Aureococcus anophagefferens, 1153 nucleotides long. Its product is annotated as expressed protein. The annotation marks the transcript as partial. NCBI's taxonomy places the organism in Eukaryota, Pelagophyceae, Pelagomonadales, Pelagomonadaceae. The transcript has 3 exons. The record is from RefSeq and is a predicted model, not a curated record.